AUGUCCAGGUCAGACGCAGACCCUGGAAAGAAUUCGGAGCCCAGUAAGAGCAAGAUGAGCCUGGAGCUGAGGCCAACAGCCCCCAGCGACCAGGGCCGCCUCAACGAAGCCUUCCAGGAUGAAGACCUGGAAGAGCAGAACGCUCCAGGAAACAGCACAGUCAGGAGCAGAGUUGUACAGAGUGGGGAGCAAGGACGGGCCAAACAGGACGACAGGCAGAUCACGAUUGAGCAGGAGCCUGUAGGACCCAAAGAAGGCACGGAGGAAGAGGGCGAAGAUGAACGUCAGAAAGGGUUCUUGGAAAGGAAGUAUGAUACGGUUUGUGAGUUUUGUAGAAAGCACAGAGUCAUUCUCCAGCACACCAUCUGGGCAGUUUUACUGACAGGUUUCCUGGCCCUGGUGAUUGCAGCCUGUGCACUAAAUUUCCACCGAGCCCUUCCCCUUUUUGUGAUCACCUUGGUGACCAUCUUCUUCGUCGUCUGGGAUCGCUUGAUGGCCAAAUACGAACAGCGAAUCGAUGAUGUCCUGUCUCCCGGCAAAAGGCUGCUUGAGAGGCAUUGGUUCUGGCUGAAAUGGGUGGUCUGGUGCUCACUGAUCUUGGCGAUCAUUCUCUGGCUGGCUCUAGACACCGCCAGGCUGGGCCAACAGCAGCUGAUAUCCUUUGGUGGGCUCGUCAUGUAUAUUGUUCUGCUAUUCCUGUUUUCCAAGCAUCCGACCCGAGUUUACUGGAGGCCUGUCUUUUGGGGAAUUGGACUGCAGUUUCUUCUUGGGCUCUUAAUUAUAAGGACUAGGCCUGGAUUUGUUGCUUUUGAUUGGAUGGGGAAACAAGUUCAGACUUUUCUGGGCUACACUGAUGCUGGAGCCCAGUUUGUCUUUGGAGAAAAGUAUACAGACCACUUCUUUGCAUUUAAGAUCCUUCCCAUUGUGGUUUUCUUCAGCACCGUGAUGUCUAUGCUCUAUUAUCUGGGACUGAUGCAGUGGAUCAUCAGAAAGGUUGGGUGGCUAAUGCUUGUCACUAUGGGGUCAUCUCCCAUUGAGUCCGUAGUAGCUGCUGGCAACAUAUUUGUUGGGCAAACAGAGUCUCCACUACUGGUUCAACCAUAUUUACCACACGUCACCAAGUCAGAACUGCACACCAUCAUGACAGCUGGUUUUGCCACGAUUGCUGGGAGCGUGUUGGGCGCGUACAUCUCUUUUGGGGUGUCAUCUACACAUUUGCUCACCGCCUCUGUCAUGUCGGCGCCCGCAGCCCUGGCUGUGGCCAAACUCUUUUGGCCUGAAACAGAGAAACCCAAAAUAACCCUCAAGAAUGCCAUGAAAAUGGAAAAUGGUGAUUCGCGGAAUCUCCUGGAGGCGGCCACGCAGGGUGCAUCUUCGUCCAUCCCCCUGGUGGCAAACAUCGCUGCAAAUCUGAUCGCCUUCCUGGCCUUGCUUUCCUUUGUGAACUCCGCUCUGUCUUGGUUUGGAAGCAUGUUCGACUACCCACAGCUGAGUUUCGAGCUCAUCUGUUCUUACAUCUUCAUGCCCUUCUCCUUCAUGAUGGGAGUUGACUGGCAAGACAGCUUUAUGGUCGCCAAACUCAUAGGCUACAAGACGUUCUUCAAUGAAUUUGUGGCUUAUGAACACCUCUCAAAAUUCAUCAAUUUGAGGAAAGCGGCUGGGCCCAAAUUUGUGAAUGGCGUGCAGCAAUAUAUGUCAAUUCGCUCGGAGACCAUCGCAACUUACGCCCUCUGUGGUUUUGCCAAUUUCGGUUCCCUAGGAAUAGUGAUCGGUGGACUUACAUCCAUAGCUCCGUCCAGAAAGCGAGACAUUGCCUCAGGAGCCAUGAGAGCCCUGAUUGCUGGGACCAUUGCCUGCUUCAUGACAGCCUGCAUCGCUGGCAUGCUCUCUGACACCCCGGUGGCUAUCAACUGCUACCAUGUUCUAGAGAGCAGCAAAGUACUCAGCAACACAACUGAAGUAGCGUCUUGCUGUCAAGACCUGUUCAACAGCACUGUUGCCAAGGGACCAAAUGACAUCCUCCCAGGAGAGAACUUCAGCCUCUACGCUUUGAAGAGCUGCUGCAACCUGCUGAAACCACCAACGCUGAACUGCGGUUGGAUCCCUAACAUACCGUGA
Molecule: messenger RNA, 2118 nt
Organism: Rattus rattus (black rat)
Lineage: Eukaryota; Metazoa; Chordata; Mammalia; Rodentia; Muridae
Gene: Slc28a3
Product: solute carrier family 28 member 3
Exons: 18
Coding region: 1-2118 (705 amino acids)
Biological process (GO): pyrimidine nucleoside transport; purine nucleoside transmembrane transport
Cellular component (GO): membrane
Molecular function (GO): pyrimidine- and adenosine-specific:sodium symporter activity; purine-specific nucleoside:sodium symporter activity
Source: RefSeq, a predicted model, not a curated record